AUGGCUCAAAGCUCUGGGGUAAAGCCUCCAUUUACCGAUUCCAAUUUCUCCCUUCCGCGAUCCGUUGUCAGUGGGCAUGAUGACGGACCCUUGGGAAAUGACAAACCAUCUCCACUGAUGCACAGCACAACCGAAGAAGAGCCGCCGCGAAAGGGAGAUAUAUUUAAGCGAGUAACUAGGAAACCCCCUACAGCUACUCCUACCCUGCAAGAUAGCGUCGCCGAGAGUAGCUUAACCGAAAGAACUGAAAGCCAAGCUAUUUCUUCCAUUCCUCCUAUUGAAGCAUCUGAACCCCCCAAACCUCCUUCUGUCAGCAUAUUCAAGAAGCUAACACGCCCGCCAGUGACUAAUGCACCUGCGGUUACAAACACUGACGCCGUCGACAAGUCCUCACAGCCAGUCGUGACACCUUCUGUAGUAUCCCGAAGGCCCUUAUUUAUCACCCCUGUCAAGAAGACCGGCGCUGCUACUGUGCUGCAGUCCAUCUCCCUGGAUACUAUUCCACUAGGGUCUAUAGCUAGCACGACCAAAAGUGCCGCCGGUAAAUUACCCAAUCCUUCAUUGAGAAGGUAUCAUGGGCUUGCAUUGGAUGGUGGAGUCCUCCAAAGAGAGCAUGAGCAGAACACCAAUCUUCAGUCUGCUAAGGUACUACAGGAUUUGGCGGACGAUUUACUAACUUCCACAAAUCGACGCAUAGAGCCGUCAGAAGAUUAUGCUGGUACCUAUAAAAGCAGAGCUACUACCCGUGACUUUGACGAUGACCUUUCAGACAUUAUUUGA
Molecule: messenger RNA, 780 nt
Organism: Giardia duodenalis
Lineage: Eukaryota; Fornicata; Diplomonadida; Hexamitidae
Exons: 1
Coding region: 1-780 (259 amino acids)
Source: RefSeq, a predicted model, not a curated record